AUGGCCACCGGUGAGUUCACCCAUACAAGAUGCACCUCCAGCUCUGUGCUGCACCACAGCUGACCGUAUCGCAGUCAGAAUCUGCAUAUGCGGCGACGAGAGCGUCGGCAAGUCCUCGCUUCUGACAUCCUUGGUGAAGGAUACCUUCGUUACAUCCAAGAUCCAGACGGUACUCCCGCCUAUAACACUACCUCCCACAUUCGGAACGCCCGAAAAUGUCACCACUACAAUCGUCGAUACAUCUGCGCUCCCGCAAGACCGCGACGCUCUGCGGAAAGAGCUGCGGAAAUGCAAUGUCAUCUUGCUCGUCUACAGCGAUCACUACAGCUACGAGAGAGUUGCGCUCUUCUGGAUGCCAUACUUUCGUUCACUCGGCGUCAAUGUCCCAGUGGUAUUAUGCUCCAACAAGACCGAUUUGGCUCCUGGCACGAGCACGGCGCAGAUAAUAGAAGAUGAGAUGCUGCCUUUGAUGGGCGAGUUUAAGGAGCUGGACAGCUGUAUACGGACCAGCGCGCGGGAGCACCACAAUAUCAACGAGGUCUUCUUCCUCUGCCAGAAAGCUGUCACGCAUCCCAUAGCGCCAAUCUACGACGCGAAAGAAAGCAGUCUGAAGCCAGCGGCGGUUGAAGCUCUCAAGAGAGUGUUCUACUUGUGCGACAAGGACCAGGACGGUCUGCUAAAUGACAAGGAGGUCCACGACUUUCAAUUGAAAUGCUUCGACAAGCCUUUGUCGAAUGACGACCUCGCAAAUAUCAAGAGAUCAAUUCGACGACCUGUCGAAACGGACGAUGCAAUCGAGGUCGACAGAGUGGUUGAGGGCAUCGAUGUCGAUGGCUUCAUUCAGCUAAACAAAAUGUUCGCGGAGAAGGGCCGACAUGAGACAAUAUGGAUCGUUCUCCGGAAAUUCCAAUAUUCCGACAGCUUGUCUUUGAAGGAUAACUUCCUUCAUCCGAAGUUCGAGGUGCCACCUUUUGCCUCAGCUGAGCUGUCUCCGGCAGGAUACCGAUUCUUCGUUGAUCUGUUCCUGCUCCACGACAAGGACAAUGACGGCGGAUUGAGUGACGCCGAGCUCGCUGCCCUAUUUGCACCCACACCAGGUCUGCCGACCUCCUGGAUCAACAAUGCGUUCCCCAGCUGUACCGUGCGCAAUGAAGCCGGUUACAUCACGCUGCAGGGUUGGCUUGCGCAAUGGAGUAUGACGACCUUUGAGGAACCCAAGACUACGCUCGAAUACCUCGCCUACCUCGGUUUCGAUGGCGAAGGAAAAGGCACGACACCGGCUCUCAAGGUCACGAAGGCCCGGAAACGGCGCAACAAGCCCGGCAGGGUAGAGAGGACUGUUUUCCUCUGCUAUGUUCUCGGAGCACCCGGAAGCGGCAAAUCAGCUCUGCUGAACGCCUUCUUGAAUCGACCGUUCAGCAGCUCUUACCACCCUACGAUAAAACCACAGACCGCCGUCAACAGCGUGGAGCUUGAAGGUGGCAAGCAGUGCUACCUCAUCCUGGAAGAGCUCGGCGAGCUGGAGCCGGCGUUGCUGGAGAACCAGGCGAAGCUUGAUGCAUGCGAUCUGAUUUGCUGUACAUAUGACAGCAGCAACCCGGACAGCUUCUCCCACAUCCUCGAUCUGCGGCAGAGAUACCCCGGCCUUAGCGGAUUGCCGUCCGUCUACGCAGCAAUGAAAGCGGAUCAAGACCGGGCUGUACAACGCACAGAGGUGCAGCCGGACGUGUACUGCGAACAGCUGAAGAUGGCGAAGCCUCUGCACGUUUCCGUCAACUGGACCUCCAUUACGGAAUUCUUCGUGCACCUCGCGGAAUGCGCCACCUUCCCUUCGCAAGCCUUUCCGAAGAGCGAGGAGGAUGCAGUGGAUCGCACGGCGUUAUACAUUGGAGUGACAGCUACGGUCUGUGUUGCGGCUGCUUUCGCUUGGGUAUGGAAACGCAAUGUGCUGUCCAGCAACUGA
Molecule: messenger RNA, 1963 nt
Organism: Lecanosticta acicola
Lineage: Eukaryota; Fungi; Ascomycota; Dothideomycetes; Mycosphaerellales; Mycosphaerellaceae
Source: the annotation of a GenBank genome assembly